This is a messenger RNA of Diachasmimorpha longicaudata, 4168 nucleotides long. RefSeq lists its product as uncharacterized. The transcript has 2 exons. The record is from RefSeq and is a predicted model, not a curated record. The coding region runs from base 64 to 405 and encodes 113 amino acids. NCBI's taxonomy places the organism in Eukaryota, Metazoa, Arthropoda, Insecta, Hymenoptera, Braconidae.
GGACCAGUCGACGAGAGAACCUCCGGAAGACAGAUAGGAGGCGAUUCCCGUGGUCGCCCUACGAUGCGCAGGUGCGUCGUAGCUGUUAAAAGAGCCACCACACAGAAGAUAGCACCUCUGUCGCGGUUGGCACUCCUCAUCCUCCUCAAGUUUAGGAGAAUGAUAACACUGUUGGUGACAAUGUCAUUGACUAUGUUGACAGAAUCAAUGUGGGAUUUUGGGAAAGUGUCAGGGAGCCGGGCGGAUCGAUUUGUCUUGGCUUUCACGCUGACUUUUUCCACUUCCUCCUCGUCAUGUUAUCAUGAACAUGUCAGUGUGCUUGCUACACGUGGGCUUAAUCCACACGUACAUCUACAACCGGAAAUUCAGCGGUACGAGAGGUGGUGUGACGAUAGCCGGUACUGAAAGCUGGCGAUAACGUCGGCAGCUGUCAUAGCUGUCGGUGAAUGGACGAUGGGGUUCAAGGCGGGACAUCCUGUACGGUCUUGGAAAAAAAAAAUCGAGGGUGUGACAUUCGAUUUCUGGUUGAUAAUGGAUUAAGAGGAUUGGCAGAACAGCUCGAAAAAUUGCAGAAUUUUUCGCGGAAAAAAUUACGGAAGUUUCUGGAAAAAUUCGUGACGUUUUUUUUUUGCUGAGCUUUCAUGUAUUGUUUUGAAAAAUAUUUUUGUAGUUCAGUGGAACUUCCGGGGGAAAUCUCGUGACACCCGAUUUCUGAUGAAAAAUCGAUUAAAAGGAUUUUACCCCCAUCAAUUGCAUUACCGAACUCCCUAGUAAACUCUUCUGCUCUUGCCAGUGUAACAGCGUGGAUUUACAUCCCCGGUAUUUGAAAAAAACCUCGUAAAAACAGACCGGCAAUUUCCAAAAGAGCCUCCCCACCACCAUCAAAACAAACAACGAUGGGAAUAUAAACGAGUAACUGGGUGUAUAGGUUGCCAGGCUGCACCCGACAGCUCGAAUGAAUUAUUUCCCCGAUCCUACGAUGUUCCAUAACUGCCUACACGCUCGUCGCGUAAUACAAAUGCAUCGGCCGGAUGACUGAUUUCUACGGGGGGAGGGACAAAAAAAAAAUGCUGGCGAAAACUAAAAAAAACAAGCGCCGAAGGAAAAACAUUGUGACUAGAGUGAAAAAAUAACGGAAGCACCGAGUGUAAUAGAGAAUAACGCGACGAGCGAGAGUAGCGGUGUGAAAAUUGCAUUAAAUCCGGAAUAAUGCCCCAUGGAAAUAUUUCGCCGUAGCCACGUUCGGACUGCGAUUAUAUGCGGAGUGCGUGCCAAACCGUAAAAAAGUAAUUGCACAAAAAUUACAUUGGAUGAGCUUCAUAUUCCAUUUCUCUGCAGGAAGCCCCGGAAAUAGAGGGAUUCGUCGGGGGAAAAAAAUCAUGACAAAACGGAUAAAAAAAAAGGAGGGAAAAAUAUUAGGAUGAAAAAAAAAAUAAUGUCCACGGUGGUUGGCGCAGUUGCAACGAGAGAGAGUUUAUAUUGAAAUAAAAUAUGACUGGCAGUGCGUUCAACCGCAGGGGAUGAAAUCUACUAGUCACUGUCCGACCAGUGUGGAUUGAAACUACUGGAACUGCCGCCCUACAGCCGCUUUCCAAUCCCUCCGACUAACGUUCAAUGUAACAUAUUCGUUCGGUAAAUGGUGGGAGGGAAGGGAGGGGGAGAAUGGGAGCCAGUGGUAUUCCUUCAUUACUUUUUUCCAUUAGUCGAAAAAAUACUUUCACAAAUCCGGUUAUUUUACGAGUCUGUAAAAUUUUACGCUCUCCAACAUUUUUCAGAGUUUAUUCGACAUUCGGAAGUUUUAAAUACCUCGAGUUAGAUGUGAAUGACUAUUCGCGAAUGAAAAUGUAUACAGUAGAUUUUUUAAAUUUUAUUUCGCCAGUCGAAGGGGUGUUAGUACGUCUAAAAAUCAUGAUAUUCAUGUAAUUGAUGGAUAAAAUAAUUGCUAGUAUUAUUUUUAAUAUAACAUAAAAAUAUGACUUCCGUGCAAAGUCCUUUUUUUCCGUACGUGAUCACGAAAGAAAUAUUGAGUAGUAAAUUUUAAUGAAAAAGCCGUUUAACCUCGUCGUUAUUAUAAAUAAUAACUCGAUUUCAUCCCACUAUCCGUGAUUUCGCGAGUAUUUCGGCGUAAAAUCCGGUGUUAAUCCUCUUCCAGUUAUUCUCAUCGAAAUUUGCAUUUGUAUCACCCGAAUAUAUCCGGAAUAUCAUCAGAUUGUCAAUUAAAAAGCCCACAAAUAAAUCCACAGUAAUGAACUUUCGUCAAAUUAAUCCUGCACUCUCGCCCGGCUGAAAGUAUCCAUUAGUAAUUUACUAAAGCGAUGAGUGAAUUAAACUGAACAAAUCAUCCCUCACGUUUCAUAAAAUUCCCCGAGUAACAAAUGACCCACCAACUUACCCUACUCUGAAAAUAAGACAGCCCUUCAGAAUGACAGCAUUAAUUAAUGGCCCAACGGUUUCUUAUUUUAAUUACUCGCACACUUGUAGAUAUUUGUGAGCCGUUGGUGAAGAUGCUGAGGACUAAUUAAUUCUCCGUUCAAAUCCCGGAGAACAGAGUUGAGUAACAGACGUAAUUAAGAACAUUUUGGGAGAGAAAAUCGUGGGAGAAUUAUUGAGAAAUUCGUGGUUGUUAUAAAUAAAGUUUGGGGAGGGGGAUGAAGGCCCUAGGGGGCUAUGCAAGGGACUGCAUAUUUUGCAUAUGUUCCUGGGGAUAAUUUACCUUCAAAAUUCAAUGUAAAAUAUUUUUUUCCUCACUAAUCGUCUGCUAAAUUAAUCAUCCCCCGAGGUAGCGCUCUCUCCACCGGAUUUCCUAAUCUCCCUCUCCCACCCCCAGCCCCAUCAAUCCCUUCAUUGUCUUCCACCAGCAAAAGCCCUCGUCUACUUAAUUCAUUCAUCCGAUUCCGACUGUCGAACAGUGUGUGUCCGAUAGCCGGUUAUUAUGGGACUAUUUGUAACAGCGCCAGCACCAGCCGGCGCUGUACCCCAAAAGGGCGCCCUCUUCUGGCCGUCACAGAGCCGAGAGUCCCUUUAUUUGAAUAUUGCUACGUGACCGUGAUGAAUGCGGGUACCUCUGCUCCACAUUCACGUACAUUUUCCACAUAUGCAAGCAUGCAGGCUGGCCAACUCAAUAAUCCAAAGCGAGAGUCUAGGCUCACCUAUGCGAUUUGCGACAGUCAAUAAACCUCUGUGUAUUCCCCGUGGCUCUCUUCUGCGGGGACAACACAAACGUAUAACUGUAUAAACCUGGCUAUGAAAUGGGAUGGGUUUGAAUGCUGGGGUAUUGCCGGCACUAUGCGGGUCACGGGGAAAGAGGAAAGGAAAAAAACUUGUCGACUGCUGUUGACCAUACGCGCUAACUCACACUCUGACGCCGUCAAAUAAUGGACAUUUUCGAAGCUCAGGAUGUCGGGGGAAGGGGGGGGAGGGGUGAUGAUGAUGGCGUGGAAGUAUUUAAAAAUUUUCAUGACACAUUUUUGCGGAAAAUAUUUUCCCAGUUCCUCUAGAUUUUUUUACAAUAAAAAAUCACUGCUUUUCCGAUAUUUUCAUUUUCCUUCGAUUUUUUUUCACCACCUCCACCGCAAAAUUGACUUAACCUCUGACUAGAUUUUCCGCACUUUAGAUUGAUCUCUCCUCCGUGUUUACAGUGGUUGACUCAAGAGUUGCAGCGGUUGACAUUCGCUAAAAGAAUAUUUUUUUACAUUGAAAAGUCCCCUCGGGCAAUCUCUCCUCUUCCGCCGUCAUCCUGAGCCGGGUAAGAAGCCUGACGUGUCGGUGAGUCUGUGACUUUCAUAACCCAGUGUAAAGUCCAUCCCCCUCUUCGUGUUUGGACGGGAGAAAGAAUUUUUGCCCAGAGGGCUUGAACCCUGUGAUUACCCGGCGUUCUCGCAUGCCACGCGGUUAAAGCACUCGAGCCCUUGUCUCCUUCAUCUGUCCACCCGGCCCUCUUGCGGGAGACAACUCGUGCCCUGAGCCACCUCGCAGGGGGAAAAAAUGUAAAUAAUAAAGACGGGGGAAAAUGGAAAAAGUGGAUGUAGCUGUCAUGCAGAGUGCCCUCAGGCCGCGUUUUACCGUACUCCACUCUUGAGAAAUCUUUUAAAACCACAGCCCCAAGCCACGAGGAAAAUUCCAUCGAUUUUUUUUCAUCCACAAGGUGAAAAAUAAAGAAAAAUUAAAA